AUGGGUCUUCUACCUAGAGAUGGAAAAGAAUUUUGUCAAUGGGAGGCAAAGGAUGCUAGAAUUAUUUCUUGGAUUCUAGCAUCUAUUGAAGCUCAUAUGGUGAAUAAUUUACACUCCUUUAAUACAGCAAAGGAGAUGUGGGAUCAUUUGAAGCGUGUAUAUCAUCAAGAUAAUACAGCAAGAAGAUUUCAGCUUGAAUUGGAAAUUAGUAACUACGGCCAAGGUAACCUCUCUAUUAAGCAGUAUUAUUCUGGAUUUCUUAAUUUAUGGAGCGAAUACUCUAGUAUAAUCUAUUCUAGGGUACCAAGCCAAGCCUUAGCUGGUAUUCAAGCGGUUCAUGAAGAUAGUAAGCGUGACCAGUUUCUAAUGAAACUAAGGCUUGAAUUUGAAGCGGUCAGAGCUGGAUUGUUAAAUAGAAAUCCAAUUCUUUCUUUUGAUGUAUGUCUUGGUGACUUGUUGCAAGAAGAACAGAGAAUGGCUACACAAACUAUCAUAGGUGCAUCAAAGGAGAUAUCUGAAGUUGUCAAUAUUGCCUAUGCUGCUUAA
Coffea arabica (coffee) is the source of this 546-nucleotide messenger RNA. Lineage: Eukaryota; Viridiplantae; Streptophyta; Magnoliopsida; Gentianales; Rubiaceae. The record is from RefSeq and is a predicted model, not a curated record.